AUGCCAGCCGCUGUCGGUGACAGAGUUCGCUUGCGAAACUACCGCUACAAGGCGGAAGGGACCGUCCGUUUCCUGGGCGACCUUCCCGGAGAAGGGAGCUUAGCCGGCGUUGAGCUUGACUUACCUAUCGGGAAGAACGAUGGCGAACGUGAUGGAGUGAGAUACUUUUCAUGCCAGCCAGGUCAUGGAAUUUUCAUUCGGCAGGACUGGCUGAUCAAGCUGGGUGAGGAGGAAAGCCAAGGCCCUUCUCGGCUCCAGCGGAGCAAGACCGAUGGCUUCAUGGAGACUGAUGCAGCCAUCGCAGAGCUGCAGAGGGCGCUGAGUGAGGUGAACGCACGCAUCGGGGUUGUCGAGUCCGACCAGAACAAGCAAAAGAUUCACGAGCUGGAGAUGCGUGUUGCAAGUCUUGAGGCAAAGAGGUUGGGCCAGAGCCAGGACACAGUUUUCAAAGAUGCGUUAUCGCAGAAUCACGAGAUGAAAGCUUCGGCAACGGGCGCUGCUCCUGUGCUGACAAAAUGCACGGACAGUGAGGCUCGCAUCAACCAGCCUGGAGGACACGUGCAACUGCUGCAGGAUCCUUCUGCUCGAAAUGUGGAACAUGUGGAUAAGGGGGGGGUUCCCACUGGCUGUGACGGCACGCAUCAGCAGCCUGCAGAGCCAGGUGCGUGCGGAGCAUACGAGGAUGCGGAUAGGAAAAAGACCCCUCCUCUCGUGUGUGACGACGUGCAAACUUCGCAGCAAAGGCUGCAAGUUUCCAACCAUAUUGGAGAUAGCCUGAAGUUCAUUGGCAGAUUGGAGAAAAGCAUUUCGAGCUUGAACAGGCAACAUACCGGACUAAGUGGAGAGACAUGGUCCUUGAAGGAGACUGUACAGAAGCUGCAGGCCCACGUGCAAGAUCUAUCCGACAAGUACGAUGCUACACAGCAAAGCCUGUCGAAGCUCCAGCGACAGAUCAAUGACAGCUUGGCCACUUCCCUCCAAAGGGAGAAUGCAACCCAAGAGCGUCUGCUAGAAGCUGAGGCGUCGCAGAAGCAGGUUCUUGAGGCUGCCACAGAGUCGCAGAAAAGUGUACUUUCAUUGACUCGUCGGGUUGGAGCAGUGGAGGUGACUCACAUGAAUGCUGAACGUGCUGCAGUAGUAGCAGCAGCUGAAACACGACAACUGCGGGAGCAGAUGAUGAUGCUGGGAGACACGUUGGGCUCGUCGGGCUUCGGCUCGAAAGAGAAUCUUUCGGAGCAUCAGGAGCGACCUGGCCUUGGCAGUCAAGUGAGGAGCAAAUCCAUUGACUCUGCUCUGAGCCACCAUGGCACUGCAUGCACAGCACAGGAUUCGUGCUUCUCGAGGUCGGAAGUUCGCUCCAGGCGAUCUCAGAGUGCAAAGGGCCGCCGGCUUGGUCGUGGCGUCAGCCGCGAGCUGCCCAUGCCGAAGCUGUUGCGCCACCACCUCAAGUCCCGGCUAGAGCGAACUGGGUCAGAGCACUCAUCAGAGCACUUCUUGUCGUUAGUCGUUCUUCUGCGACACGCCCCAGUGACUCGCUCAUUCUCGGUCCUUUCCAUCUACCUGGCUGAGCACGCGGUGAUUUCCUGCGCAUUGCUUUGGAACUUCAUGCGUUCCUGA
This is a messenger RNA of Symbiodinium sp. CCMP2592, 1617 nucleotides long. NCBI's taxonomy places the organism in Eukaryota, Dinophyceae, Suessiales, Symbiodiniaceae. The record is from the annotation of a GenBank genome assembly.